Molecule: messenger RNA, 1404 nt
Organism: Morus notabilis
Lineage: Eukaryota; Viridiplantae; Streptophyta; Magnoliopsida; Rosales; Moraceae
Product: probable uridine nucleosidase 2
Exons: 9
Coding region: 207-1196 (329 amino acids)
Biological process (GO): purine nucleoside catabolic process
Cellular component (GO): cytosol
Molecular function (GO): purine nucleosidase activity
Source: RefSeq, a predicted model, not a curated record
UUAUCUUAAAUAAAUCUUAAAAUAACGGAGCUGCUCUACUUACAAUUAUCUACCAUCUGAUUAUUAUUUAUUUUUAUGGAAUAAAUAAGUUACAAAAGCGAGCGCACAAUUGUUGAUUGAUUGAUUGUUUGUUUGUUUGUUCGAAAAAAUAACAUUUGAGAUUUGAGAUCAGAGGUAGAUUAGUAGUUGAGGGUUGACCGUUGAGAAUGUCGGCCAUUGAUCCUAACAACAACAACAAGGAGAAGAAGAAGAUCAUCAUCGACACCGAUCCUGGUAUUGAUGAUACGAUGGCGAUAUUCGUGGCAUUGAGGUCUCCGGAGGUGGAAGUGAUUGGACUCACCACCAUCUUCGGCAACGUCUACACCACUCUCGCCACCAGAAACGCCUUGCAUCUCUUGGAGAAUGCUGGGAGAACCGAUAUCCCUGUCGCUGAAGGAUCUCAUGUCACCAUCACUAACGGCACAAAGCUUCGUAUAGCUGACUUUGUUCAUGGCGUGGAUGGACUUGGCAACCAAAAUUUCCCUCCACCAAAAGGAAAGCCCAUUCAACAGUCGGCACCUGCUUUUCUGGUUGAACAAGCCAGCCUUUACCCUGGACAACUAACCGUCGUAGCCCUCGGCCCCCUUACAAACAUUGCACUGGCUAUUCAACUCGAUCCCGCUUUUGCAAAGAAUGUUGGCCAGAUUGUUGUUCUUGGUGGUGCUUUCUUCGUCAAUGGGAAUGUCAACCCAGCUGCAGAAGCCAAUAUAUUUGGGGAUCCAGAUGCUGCAGAUAUUGUAUUUACUAGUGGAGCAGAUGUCUUGGCUGUAGGGAUUAAUGUUACUCAUCAAGUCAUUUUGACGGAUGCUGAUCGAGCUGUAUUGGCGAGUUCCAAUGGAAAAUUUGCUCAAUACUUGUGCAAAGUUUUAGAGGUGUACUUCUCGUAUCAUCGUGAUUCAUAUAGCAUGGGAGGAGUUUACCUUCAUGAUCCGACGGCCCUUCUUGCAGCCGUGAAUCCGUCGCUAGUGACUUACACAGAGGGUGUUGUGAGAGUCCAGACUAGUGGAAUCAGCAGAGGACUCACCAUAUUGUACAAUAAACAGAAAAGGUUUGGGGAAGUGACAGAAUGGUCGGAUAAACCAACGGUGAAGGUGGCGGUCACGGUUGAUGCUCCUGCUGUCAUCAAAACAGUGAUGGAACGUCUCAUGGAGUCGUGAUACACGACUGAUCUCCAAUCUCUACUGCUUCAUACAUUUAUGUAUAUUAUGUGAACCUUUCUUCUCAAUUUGUUACACUUAAACCUGUUGUUUUUGUUGUGGACUUCGCUGUUAGUUGUUUGGAAUUUGGCAUUUCAUUAUUACAUGCUGAAUAGGCAAAGCUUUGGUCGAGGAGGUAAAACUUUAGGACAUUUGGAUGCUCAUGCCA